This is a messenger RNA of Fusarium verticillioides 7600, 1785 nucleotides long. RefSeq lists its product as hypothetical. The transcript is spliced from 10 exons. The record is from RefSeq and is a predicted model, not a curated record. The coding region runs from base 1 to 1785 and encodes 594 amino acids. Gene Ontology annotation, molecular function: ATP-dependent protein folding chaperone; ATP binding. NCBI's taxonomy places the organism in Eukaryota, Fungi, Ascomycota, Sordariomycetes, Hypocreales, Nectriaceae.
AUGGCGUUCAGGUUCGCUCGACCUACCAGAGCUUCCGUGAACGAUUCUUUCGCCAUCCAAGAUGUCAUUAGCAGCUCAGCCACUGCAACGCUUGACACAAAGGACAGGGUUAUCAUUGCCCUUGACUUCGGGACAACCUAUUCAGGCGUGGCAUACUGCUUUUGUAACUCGCCAGGAAUGCCCGAUGCCGUACCAGUAGUCGACUGGCUAGUAGGACUCGAAGGGCGCACGCAGCCUAAAGUGCCCACUGCAAUCUUGUAUGACCCAGACGACAAUACAAAGUUCAAGUGGGGAGGUCAAGUCAACUGGCGUGAUGAUCAUGUUCGAGGCGUAAAACUUCUACUUGACCCUAAGCAAACCAGGCCUGCUUAUCUUCCGUCCAGCAACUUCAAGAGUGAGAUGAAGAAACUUCCGAAGGAUGUUGUUGACGUAGCAGCAGACUUCAUGGGUGCUAUGUACAGUCACGCCCUGGAGAAAAUCGCAACUAGAAUACCUCAAGGUUAUCUUGACCUUUGCCAGAAGGACUUCGUUCUCAGUGUGCCAGCUGUGUGGUCGGACAUGGCCAAAGAAAGCACCAUGCAGGCGGCGCAGAAAGCUGGCAUUUUUCCGGUGGCUGUCAUCAAGGAGCCAGAGGCAGCAGCACUCUACACCUUCAUGAGCCAAGAGCGGGCAUUGGCUGAGGGGGAUUGCUUUGUUGUUUGCGAUGCGGGAGGUGGCACUGUCGACUUGAUCUCGUACGAAGUCGUCUCAACAAAGCCAUCCCUUGACCUAGCAGAAGUGGUUCCUGGCAUAGGCAGUAUGUCAGGAUCUCUGGGCCUUAAUCGGCGCUUUGCCGAAGCAGUGCAGAACUUGAUCGGAGACGAAGAGUGGUUUCGUCUCAAGAAUCACGACGCUUGGCCACUAGCCGAACGCCAGUUCGACCAGAGCAUCAAGACCGCUUUCAACGGUGAUUUGGAGGACGAAUACAUCGUGAAUUUCCCCGGUGCGUAUCUUGAAGACGAUGAUGAAGAACGCCUUCUCAGAGAUACUUGGUACAUGUCUGGUGAGGCGGUACGUGACAUAUUUGAGCCAUUGAUUGCAGACAUAAUUCGCUUGGUGAAUGAACAGGUUCAAGGGGCGAGGCUCAAACGUCCUGGCAAGCCUCUGAAGGGUAUCAUCCUUGUUGGUGGCUUUGGCGCUAGUCAAUACUUGAAAGCUCGUAUAGAGAAAGCGAACCCAGACAUUCAAGUCAUUCAGCCUGACGAUGCCUGGGCAGCUAUUGUGAAAGGCGCAGCGCUCAGCCGCUUGUCGUACACAAAUGUCGUAUCUACAAAAGCUACCCGACACUACGGUGUGAUUGUACGCAGUAACUACGAACCCAUAACCGACAAGGGGCGACCAACGUUUGUUGAUCGAGUCGAUGGAACACUUCGGACAGACAAAAUGUGGUGGUAUAUCCUCAAGGGACAAGACGUCAAACGCGAUCAAGAUAUCCGGCGCUCCCUCCACCGGCAUAUUCCGAAAGAUCACUCUGACAAUGAUCUCGUGUUCCAGGACAAGCUUUCGAUGUCAGAGGUAGUACUGGCGCCGCAGCAUCCUACAGGCGAUGUCAGGACUAACUGCACUUUGACGAGCGAUCUACGCGCGGUGGAUAAAUCUCUGUUUACAGAGCGUGUUGGUAUUGAUGGGAUAGAAUGGCUGCAAGUAAAGUUUGAACUGGUAAUUUCGACAAGAGAGGCUGCGAUGAAGUUUUGGCUUGAAUAUGAUGGUAAGGAAGUUGGUUCGGUUUUUGCAACCUAUGAAUAG